Bactrocera tryoni is the source of this 1776-nucleotide messenger RNA. RefSeq lists its product as uncharacterized. The transcript is spliced from 17 exons. Bases 1 to 1728 code for a protein of 575 amino acids. The record is from RefSeq and is a predicted model, not a curated record. NCBI's taxonomy places the organism in Eukaryota, Metazoa, Arthropoda, Insecta, Diptera, Tephritidae.
AUGCGACGUACUCCGCAGCAACGAGAAUUACAGGCUUUAGAUCUGAACACGUACAAUAUGAACGUUGGUACACAACAUCAACAACAACCACAACAACUUGACAAGUAUUCAGUCACACCGAACCAGAGGCCGGGAAAACCAGCCGUCACAAGCUUACAACAAAUGGCGAUGACGAGAACUCAACCAAUGACACUAGAAAAACCAAACUCGAGUUCCGAGCAAAGCAUGAAUCAGGGCCUUACUCGAAGUUUGAGCAUGGUUGAUUUGCCUUCGCAGCGUGGGAAGCUGUUGAGGCUGCGCGCUGGUUAUGAUCAUUUGAACGGCGAAGAGGAUGAAUUGAAAAAAUUUUGUGAAUCGGUGGAUCCAAAUAUAGUUUUCGAUGAACUGCAGCCGGAGCCACCGCGUCCAACGCAGCGGCAAACAGCUCGCUUGCGCGCUGGUUCACCAAACAAUUACUCGUGUCCGCCGCCAACGCCUUGUCCUUGUCCAGACUCUUUCAACAGACAGACAGAGCAAUCAUCGCGGAUACAGAAUUUUUCGUCAUUCUGUCCGCCAGGGCAUAAUACCGGUGUUACGAGUAGCCCAUAUUCACAGUCAACACGAUGUCGUUCGUCUUAUGAUGAGUACCCCAGCAUACCGUCACGCCACCAGACAGCCAGGGAUCCGACAAUGUCAAUGUGGUCGCCGCCGAUACCGCAGCCAUCACCAAUGAGGCAGUCCACCAGGCCAUCGACAUCGACUAGGUACUCACAAGAUACAUCUAAAGUGCUGUACGAGUCCCCGCGACGCAGCCACUAUUCACCAACAAAUCGAAUGAACAGCACACCCUACAUGGGCCUGGCAGGACAACCCUUCAAUGUAACGAGACAGCCGCAAAUGAUGGCCACGAAAUGGAUUACGCCACCGGGCCGCAUGCCGUCGUCUUUCAUGCAAGAUUCCACACUAAAUCACUCCGCGCUGCCAACGAUGCGAGAAGCUUGGACACCGCCAUCAUGUCCAACGGAUAUUGAUGAUUCACUCAUAUGCCACACGGCGGAGACCACCGAUGAAUGUCCCAAUAAAAUGAAGAAUAUUCCCUGUGAGGGUUGUGAAAAUAACGAGAAGACAUAUCCGCCGCCACCGCGCUGCAAGCCAUUACACCCGGAUAUAGCUAAGAAAUUAUGCGGUGACUUGCCACUUUUUAAAAUACCGCGACGCAUGGAGGACGAUUUCAUUUGCAUUAAACGCCGCGAGCAAUGGGAGCAACUGGUCAGGGAUCAAACUUGCCCGGGCGCCAUACAGUCGACAAUCGAUGGUUCGGUUGAUUUUAAUGCGCUCGCUUUUAAUAUAUUCUUCGGCGAGCAACGCUUGCCCGACUGCUUGCCGCGCAUUGAGCCGAUCACGCUGCUCGAGGCGUUCUUUAUAAGAGUCAAUUACGAGCGUUGCCACAUAAAGAAGUUGGAGGACUUAACAUAUGCCAGGGACCACCCAGAGGAAGAGGAGACACAUGCACCGCCGCCACCGAGUGAUGAUUGUACGCUAAUUGAAAAAUGCUUCAAACGCAAAUUCGACACCGAUCUGAAUGCGGCAUUGGAGAAGCUCUUCAAAGCAGAAAAGGGUUUCACGUUCCUAUCCCCACAGGCGGAACAACCACUAAUGAGUAUGACAAUGGAAAGCACAAGUACCGAUUUGCCGGGCAUACCAAUCUCCAUAAAGGCCUUCACAGGCACAACCAAGCCAAGAGAAUGAGCUCAUAUGUUUGAAGAAUGACACAGAGAAGCGAUUAGAAAUGUAAUA